UUUAUCUAUUCCUUAAGUAAAAAAUUAUGAUGAAUUCUUUACUCCUGUAUACCGUAGAAUUGUGGGCGAAUAAUACACUAAGGAAUAAUUUUCACGUACUUCAUUUUGUGUCGAAUAUAAUUAAGAUGAUUGGAAUAAUAUUAUUAGUUUUCAGCUUGCUCUCAGCACUUGCAAUUAUAACAGGAAGUGAAGCAGUACACAUAAAUGUAAUAGAAGGGAAUAAAACAUAUAAAACAAUAUAUUGCACUAUGCCUCAAAUAGUUCAAGUGUCAAACGUCACGGAUACAACAUGCAACAUUUUUUGGAAUAAACCUAUUGGUGGUGACGAAUUUUUAGAUUAUGAUAUAUAUUCAAGUAAAGAUGAAGAGAAUAUGUCUCGUUACUUUCGUAUAACUUCUCUUAAGAAAAUACGUUUUUCAAUUCCGAAUCUUGAACCUGGCUCUAAAUAUAAAAUCACCGUGAUAUCUAAAAUUUACAACCAAAUCCUUACUCAAAACUCUACGGAUUGCAUCACUAGAUCUAACAUAGGUCCACUCAGGGUAGUAGAAGUAACGACUACAUCUUGCAAACUUCAAUGGAGAAAACCAAACAAUGACAGCGAGAUCAUAACGUACUUUAUAACACCACGUGGAGAAGGCAUGACUAACAAUUUUAAGAUUCACAACUCAAGUCAUCACUUCAUAGAUUAUACGGUCCAGAACCUUAAAUCUGGAUCUAGAUAUAAUAUUUCAGUGUAUGCGAACCUUAACAAUCUUGAACCAAUAUCAACGACAUGCGAUACUUUGUCGUCAAAUAUUGUUUCUGAGGCAGUCAAGGUUUUAUUUGUCACGAAUACAACAUGUGAAAUUACUUGGAAGAAACCUACGGAGAGUAAUGGUUUGGUACGCUACAUUGUAGAUGUUUCUGGAAUAAAGAUAUUAUCACUGUUUUUUUACAGCAUUGAUAAGCAAAUAUCUAUCUUAAUCGAGCACCUUAAUCCAAGUUCAAAAUAUUAUAUUACUAUAUUUGCGAAAAUAGGCAAACAACAAUUUUCUCCAAUUCAUACGAUUUGCAAUACUAAACCUUAAUUGAGUAUUAAACCAAUUUUGCAAUACAUCAAUAAUUGUUGAAAAUAUUUAAAUAAACAUAUGUUGUAAACUUCCAAGAGAGAAAAAUUGUCUCAACUGCAAAAAAUUGUGUGAAAUAAAAAUUACAUUCAUGUU
Molecule: messenger RNA, 1202 nt
Organism: Leptopilina heterotoma
Lineage: Eukaryota; Metazoa; Arthropoda; Insecta; Hymenoptera; Figitidae
Product: tenascin-like
Exons: 5
Coding region: 27-1067 (346 amino acids)
Molecular function (GO): protein binding
Source: RefSeq, a predicted model, not a curated record